Molecule: messenger RNA, 2815 nt
Organism: Neomonachus schauinslandi (Hawaiian monk seal)
Lineage: Eukaryota; Metazoa; Chordata; Mammalia; Carnivora; Phocidae
Gene: CSTF3
Product: cleavage stimulation factor subunit 3
Exons: 21
Coding region: 158-2311 (717 amino acids)
Biological process (GO): mRNA 3'-end processing
Cellular component (GO): nucleus
Molecular function (GO): mRNA binding; protein binding
Source: RefSeq, a predicted model, not a curated record
UUUUAAUUCAUAUCUGAGUGGGCGGUGGCGAUUCGUCUUGGCGGUCUGGCUCCGCUGGGCAGGGGGUAACUUUACUGGUUUGGGUGGUUUUUAGUUUAAUUUUUCUUUUCUAGCUUCGCAUCGCGGGCCAGUUCUCCCUUUCUUAUCAGCUGAGGCCAUGUCAGGAGACGGCGCCCCGGAGCAGGCAGCUGAGUAUGUCCCAGAGAAGGUGAAGAAAGCCGAAAAGAAAUUAGAAGAGAAUCCAUAUGACCUUGACGCUUGGAGCAUUCUCAUUCGAGAGGCACAGAAUCAACCUAUAGACAAAGCACGGAAGACUUAUGAACGCCUUGUUGCCCAGUUCCCCAGUUCUGGCAGAUUCUGGAAACUAUACAUUGAAGCAGAGAUAAAAGCUAAAAAUUAUGACAAGGUUGAAAAGCUAUUUCAGAGAUGCCUUAUGAAGGUUUUGCACAUUGAUUUAUGGAAGUGUUAUCUUUCAUAUGUUCGAGAAACCAAGGGUAAACUGCCAAGUUACAAAGAAAAAAUGGCUCAAGCAUAUGACUUUGCACUAGAUAAAAUUGGAAUGGAAAUUAUGUCUUAUCAGAUUUGGGUGGAUUACAUCAAUUUCUUAAAAGGCGUGGAAGCUGUUGGAUCUUACGCAGAAAAUCAGAGAAUAACAGCUGUCCGAAGAGUUUAUCAACGAGGUUGUGUUAAUCCAAUGAUCAACAUUGAACAACUCUGGAGAGACUAUAACAAGUAUGAAGAGGGUAUCAAUAUUCAUUUAGCUAAAAAAAUGAUUGAAGAUCGGAGUCGAGAUUACAUGAAUGCUAGGCGUGUAGCAAAGGAAUAUGAGACAGUAAUGAAAGGUUUGGACCGCAAUGCUCCCUCAGUGCCUCCUCAGAAUACUCCCCAGGAAGCCCAGCAGGUGGAUAUGUGGAAGAAAUACAUACAGUGGGAAAAGAGCAACCCUCUUCGUACAGAAGAUCAGACGCUUAUCACAAAAAGAGUUAUGUUUGCUUAUGAACAGUGCCUGCUUGUACUGGGCCAUCACCCUGAUAUUUGGUAUGAAGCUGCCCAGUAUCUUGAACAGUCAAGUAAACUGCUUGCGGAAAAGGGGGAUAUGAAUAAUGCCAAAUUAUUUAGUGAUGAAGCUGCUAAUAUAUAUGAAAGAGCCAUAAGCACUUUAUUAAAGAAGAAUAUGCUUCUUUAUUUUGCAUAUGCAGAUUAUGAAGAGAGUCGCAUGAAAUAUGAGAAAGUUCACAGUAUAUAUAACAGACUUCUGGCAAUUGAGGAUAUUGACCCCACCUUGGUAUAUAUCCAAUAUAUGAAAUUUGCAAGAAGAGCAGAAGGUAUCAAAUCUGGAAGAAUGAUAUUUAAAAAAGCAAGAGAAGAUACCAGAACCCGCCACCAUGUCUAUGUUACUGCAGCACUCAUGGAGUAUUACUGUAGUAAGGACAAAUCUGUUGCCUUUAAGAUUUUUGAGCUGGGUCUAAAGAAAUAUGGAGACAUUCCAGAAUAUGUCUUAGCCUAUAUUGACUAUCUUUCUCACCUCAAUGAGGACAAUAAUACCCGAGUUUUGUUUGAACGAGUCUUAACCUCUGGAAGCCUUCCUCCUGAGAAGUCUGGAGAAAUCUGGGCCCGAUUUCUAGCUUUCGAAAGUAACAUUGGUGAUCUAGCUAGCAUACUCAAAGUGGAGAAAAGACGGUUUACAGCAUUCAAAGAAGAGUAUGAAGGCAAAGAAACAGCUUUACUGGUGGACAGAUAUAAGUUCAUGGACUUAUAUCCUUGCUCGGCAAGUGAACUAAAAGCGCUUGGUUAUAAGGAUGUCUCCCGUGCUAAGCUAGCAGCUAUAAUUCCAGACCCAGUUGUAGCUCCUUCCAUAGUGCCUGUUCUGAAAGAUGAAGUGGAUAGAAAACCAGAGUACCCCAAACCAGACACUCAGCAGAUGAUUCCAUUUCAGCCACGACAUUUAGCACCGCCCGGCUUACACCCUGUUCCCGGGGGUGUGUUCCCAGUGCCGCCUGCAGCCGUCGUUCUAAUGAAACUUCUCCCUCCUCCCAUCUGCUUCCAGGGUCCUUUUGUACAAGUGGAUGAACUGAUGGAAAUUUUCCGAAGAUGCAAGAUACCAAAUACUGUUGAGGAAGCUGUUCGGAUCAUCACGGGCGGCGCCCCGGAGCUGGCCGUCGAGGGGAACGGCCCGGUGGAGAGCAACGCCGUACUCACCAAGGCGGUCAAGAGGCCCAACGAGGAUUCCGAUGACGAUGAAGAAAAGGGAGCUGUCGUCCCCCCUGUUCAUGACAUCUACAGAGCGCGGCAGCAGAAGCGAAUUCGGUGAAGCGGGCCCCAGCCGGGCUCUGGAAGAAAACUCCAGGAUUCCGUUCUUGCCUCUUAAGUCGUAUGUUUAAAAGAGACAAUGCUUUGUUACAAGGUUCUUGGAAACAAAGUCGUAUGUCAUUGGUGCCUCUAUCAUAUGGUUCUUGGGAAGAAAAACCACCAACCAACCUGUGUGAAUUUUAGAACAUGGAACAGACCUGUGCUCUAAGCAAAACUAGGUUUUCAAAAAUGUGAGAACAGCACAAAAUGGCAGAACCACAUUUUGUUCCCUCUUCAAGGGGGUCUUGUAUGUGCCGCUUGAAGAUUUGUGAGUUUUCAACAGUUUUAUUUUAAAAACUGGAUGGCUUAUGAUUGUAAAGCAUUUUACCACAUUUUCUGAAAACAGUUCUCAGUUUGCUUAUGUAGAGUCUGCCUUAUUGUUUGUUUUUAUUUAUGGCAGAAUGUAUGGGAUCAGUUUUGUAGUUUAAAAUUUUAAAACAAUCCUUUAAAAAAAAUAAAAGGAUCU